This is a messenger RNA of Nematocida parisii ERTm1, 1466 nucleotides long. Its product is annotated as signal recognition particle 54 kDa subunit. Gene Ontology annotation, cellular component: cytosol; signal recognition particle, endoplasmic reticulum targeting. The record is from RefSeq and is a predicted model, not a curated record. The coding region runs from base 1 to 1434 and encodes 477 amino acids. Lineage: Eukaryota; Fungi; Microsporidia. The transcript has a single exon. Gene Ontology annotation, molecular function: GTP binding; GTPase activity; 7S RNA binding. Gene Ontology annotation, biological process: SRP-dependent cotranslational protein targeting to membrane, translocation; SRP-dependent cotranslational protein targeting to membrane.
AUGCUGUCGGACUUAGGCGCUGGGAUAAGCAAUGCACUGCAUGGAUUUUUUGGGUCCAAGGAAGGAGAGAAAGAAUUGAACGAUGCAAUAAAAAAAAUUACAACGUCAUUACUUGGGUCUAAUGUGAAUACGCGAGUUGUUCUAAAUGUAAGAAAGAGAAUUCUAGAACGGUUCAAGCCACAUGAGAUUCCGACAAAGUCAGCAAAAGAAAAGGCGCUUCAAAGAAUAGUAUUUGAAGAACUCUGUGCUAUAAUGGACUCUGGAAAAGAGCCAUUCAAGCCCAAAAAGAAAGAGGUCUCAACAGUUCUUUUUGUGGGGCUGCAAGGCAGUGGUAAGACAACAACGUGCUGUAAAUACGCAAAGUAUUAUAAGCAAAGGGGGUUCAAGGUGGGCAUAGUCUGCGCAGAUACGUUUAGAGCCGGCGCAUACGAGCAGGUCAAGCAGAAUGUGCAGGGCAUGAACAUCGAGGUGUUUAUAUCGGACAGCUCGGUAGAUCCUGCUGUUGUAGCUAAAACAGGAGCAAGCGCGCUGAAGGAGAGCGGAUGUAACUUGGUUCUAGUAGACACAAGUGGAAGGCAUACCCAAGAAGGCGAGCUGUUUAAGGAGAUGGAAGAGAUUGUUGAGGCAAUUAACCCAACAGCAACGAUAUUUGUAGUGGAUGCUUCAAUUGGGCAGACUGCAGAGACUCACGCAAGAAGUUUUAUGUCCCGAGUCAAGCUGGGGUCUGUGAUUAUUACAAAAACAGACGGAACCAAGAACAUCGGAGGAGCGCUGUGCAGUGUUGCAGAAACAAAGACUCCUGUGGCAUUUAUAGGUACUGGAGAGGGCAUGACUCAGAUUGAAUCUUUCAACCCAAAGGGGUUUGUUGGCCGGCUCAUGGGGCUAGGAGACAUUUCUAGCUUUGCAGAGAAGAUUGAAGGGCUUAAUAUUUCUCCAGAGAAGCAGGAGGAGCUUAUUGGGAAGAUCAAAGCUGGAGAGUUCAGUAUUGGAGACUUUUACGACCAGUACAAGAAAAUACUUGAGCUCGGCCCAAUUGGGCAGCUUCUUUCUCUGAUCCCAGGAAUGAACAGCUCAAUGUUCAAUGAAAAGGAGUUUAAAAAAAUGGGAGUUAUCUUUACUGCAAUGACAAAGAAAGAGCUUAAAACCAAUGGCGAGGUUUUUAUUAGAUCUUUGCCCAGACUCAUUAGAGUGGCAAAGGGGUGCGGUGCAACACCAACACAGGUGAGGGAUGCAAUAAACACUUAUAGAAUGAUGGCCCAGAUGUUCCAAAAGAUAUCUUCAAACCCAAUGUUUGCAGGCCUGCUGGGCGGGCAGAAUGGCGCAAUGGACAAGAAUAUAACGCCAGAUGCAGCACGGUCACAGAUUAACCAACUGAAAAAGAUGAUGCCACCAGGAUUUUCUUCAAUGUUUGACCAGUUUGACAAGUUUUUCUAGAAAUAACAAAUAAAUCAUAUUCCUUUCCCAUU